AUGGCUGGCGGCACAGCUAUCGCACCCACUGGCGGCUCGAGCGAGCUCGCAACCAUCCUCGCAGGUCGCGACCUGCGCUGGUACAAGGGCUACCAGCUACGUCUCAUCCUCAUGCUCUUCUUGGUCCUCAUCACGUCCGUGACCAACGGGUACGACUCGUCGAUGAUGAACGGGCUGCAAAGUCUCGACACGUGGAAGUCGUACUUUAACAACCCGCAGAACCACCCCAAGACCUUCGGACUCUACACCGCCAUCCUCAACAUUGGCGGCAUCGCCGCUCUCCCCUUCGGCCCGUUCAUCGCCGACAGGUUUGGCCGCCGCAUGGGCAUCUUUGUCGGGUGCGGCAUCAUGAUUGUCGGGUGUGCGCUGCAGGCCGGCGCGCUCAACCCGGGCAUGUUCCUCGCCGGGCGCGGUAUCGUCGGCUUUGGAGUCAACAUUGCGCACCUCGCCGCGCCGGUCCUCAUCACUGAGCUCGCGUUCCCGACGUACCGCGCGCCACUGACCUCGGUCUACAAUUCACUUUGGUACCUCGGCUCGAUCAUUGCCGCGUGGACGACGUACGGCACCUUCCGGAUCAACAACCAGUGGGGGUGGCGCAUCCCGAGCAUCCUGAUGGCGCUCGCGCCGAUCGUGCAGUUUGUGGCUAUCUGGUUCAUCCCCGAGUCGCCGCGCUGGCUCAUCAACCACGGCAAGACGGAGCAGGCGCUCGACAUCAUCGCCAAGUGGCACUGUGACGGCGACCGCAACGACCCGCUCGUCGAGUUCGAGUACGCCGAGAUGCAGGAGAUGAUCCGCGCCGAGCACGAGUCGAAGGAGACGACUUACGCCAGCCUUUUCAAAACCAAGGGCAACCGCCGCCGCAUGCGCAUCGUCAUCGCCAUUGCCUUCUUCUCGCAGUGGAGCGGGAACGGCCUUGUGUCCUACUACCUCUCGCUCAUCCUCAACUCGAUCGGCAUCACCAAGCAGUCCGACCAGACGCUGUUCAAUGGCAUCCUGCAGAUCUACAACCUGUUCUGUGCCGCAUCGUCUGGGCUGCUUGUCGACCGAGCCGGACGCCGACCCCUUUUCCUCGCGUCCACGGGUGGCAUGUGUCUCUCGUUCAUCUGCUGGACGAUCAGCAGCGCAGUCUACACGAACAGCUCGCACACGUAUGACCCGGCCUGCCUCGCCCUGCACGACGGGAACAAGGCGAGCUGUGUCGCGCUCGACGCCAACAAGCAUGCCGGGCAUGCCGUCAUUGCGUUCAUCUACCUCUUCUACACGGCGUACAACCUCGCCAUGAGCCCCCUGAUCGUCGGUUACACGGUCGAGAUUAUGCCCUACUCGCUCCGCGCAAAGGGUCUCAUGAUGCUCCAGCUGGGCGUAACCUGCGCGUCGACCUUCAACCAGUACACCAACCCCAUUGCGCUCGACGCCCUCGGCUGGAAGUACUACAUCUGCUUCUGCGUCUUCAUCGCCUUCGAGUUUGUCUACUGCUACCUGUUUGUCAUUGAGACGCGCGGCAAGAAUGGCAUCCUCUCGCUCGAGGAAAUCGGCGCUUUAUUCGACGGCCCCGCCCGCUGGGGAUUCCAGAAGAACCCCGCAGUGGACGGCACCGCUGUUGAUCAAGAGAAUGCUCCUGGCCUCUCGAAAACUGCAUCGAACGCCAAGGACGGCGAUGUGGUGCACAUCGACGACACCGAGGGUGCGAAGCGUCACUGA
Molecule: messenger RNA, 1701 nt
Organism: Vanrija pseudolonga
Lineage: Eukaryota; Fungi; Basidiomycota; Tremellomycetes; Trichosporonales; Trichosporonaceae
Product: Lactose permease
Exons: 3
Coding region: 1-1701 (566 amino acids)
Biological process (GO): transmembrane transport; carbohydrate transport
Cellular component (GO): membrane
Molecular function (GO): carbohydrate:proton symporter activity
Source: RefSeq, a predicted model, not a curated record